CGAGGAUACUUCUACUACUACUACACCUCCUGUAGCAGGACCAUCGUUUUCCUCAUAUAAUGAUUUUUUGAAUAACAAAGUCGGGGAGGAUCAACAUAUGAUGGCUGUUGAUUCUCGUGAAGAAGAUCAUCAAGUCAUCAUGAUGGAAAAAUUCCAAACCAAUGAAGAUAACUUCCGAACAAAAAGCAUUAUUAUAGAAACUGAAGAGAAUAGUGAGGUGAUGAUCGAGUGCGGUGGUGUAAAGAUCAAUAAUAAAG
Molecule: messenger RNA, 257 nt
Organism: Racocetra fulgida
Lineage: Eukaryota; Fungi; Glomeromycota; Glomeromycetes; Diversisporales; Gigasporaceae
Source: the annotation of a GenBank genome assembly